This is a messenger RNA of Alternaria infectoria, 870 nucleotides long. RefSeq lists its product as uncharacterized. NCBI's taxonomy places the organism in Eukaryota, Fungi, Ascomycota, Dothideomycetes, Pleosporales, Pleosporaceae. The transcript has a single exon. The record is from RefSeq and is a predicted model, not a curated record. The coding region runs from base 1 to 870 and encodes 289 amino acids.
AUGAAGAACCAGUAUGCUGUUGACGUCACAUCUGGUCCGUCGUUCAAGCUCUACUAUUGCGUCGGGGAAGAUCCUGCAUUCGAACUACAAUGGGGCAGUAGCAGUGUUUCCCUGGGCGGCUCUGACCAGCCUCUCUCACUAUGUGGGACCCGCAUGUUAACUGGCCAACACACCCAAACACCACCUUCCAGUGAAGCAACGGUAUCAUGCCUCCUCGAGAUUAACGGCGACUUUUAUGCCCUUGGACCUGCGCACCUUUUCACCCAAAAGAUCACUGCCAAGUUCCAAGAGCACUUGCUCGCCGAGUUGCGACAAAUGGACGAAGAUGAAGACGAUGGUGACGAUAUCACUUUCGACGACGAUGACGACGGCUAUAGCGACGAUAAUCACUCCUCACCCAAUGACCUCAUGUCUGAGGAGCGAUCGUUGAAAGGCAAUGCAACACCAUCACCACCGAAGGUCCUCGACGAUCCCAGCAGCGACGAAGUAGGCCUAGAAGAUCUUGUAGCAAGGUAUCCUGGCCCGAAAGACCUGCAAGAGGACAUCACGGACUGCGAUUGGGCAGUCACACAAGUCAAGAAGCCUGACCAACAGCUCCCGAAUCUGUACCUAGCUGAAGGAGAGCAAGCUCCUGAGUUCCGACACAUCGUGGAUGUUGCAGACGAAGACUUAGCAAAGUGGCAUGUAAUUUCCAAAAUGGAGAUUUCUGUCCGCAUACUCACCUCUUCGUCGACGAAAUAUGGCACCAUCCUCCCACAAUUUGCCAAUAUAUCCGGCCUAAGCGGGCGCGGACAUUGCAACGUGUAUGUUGUGUCUAUGAACAGCGGUGAUGGUAAACAUCUAGCCAGCAUAACAUUGUUCAUCCGCUGA